AUGCCGGCAUCCGUCGAGGCCGACGGCCAUGUGCGUGUCGCUGCAAGUGUCCCCGUAGACGGCGCGCGGCUCUCCGGUGCCGACAAGGGCGCGCGCGCGCCGGCCAACUGGUCACCUCUGGCGCCUCCCGUGUCCGUCUGGGUGUCUCUCGACCCGGUGUCGUGUGUCGCUCGGCCAGCGUCUGUCCAUGGCGCGCGCCCUUGCCUGCCGGCGGCCGGCCUGCCCAAGGGGCUCCCGCCAACUGGUCACCCUGCCGCCCGCCCGCGCGGCGCCCCCCGCCGCGCCAACUCGGCCAGCCAACUGGCCGCCGCGCGCUCGCCUGCGCGCCUCCCCCUCCUCCUCCUCCUCGCCCUCCUCGCCCUCCUCGCCCUCCCUUCGUCGCCCUCGCGCGCGCGACUCUCUGCUCGCCUCGAGGGCGCGCGCCUACCGGGCCCCCAGCCCCCCUCAACCGACUCCCCUCAACCGGGACCCUCGCGCGCGCCGCCGGCGGCCCUUCUCCUACACAUACCCACCGACCUCGCCCGGCCCAUCAUCGUGCGCGCAAACGUUCCCGGGUCCGAACGUCGUUCCGGGGGGAGGCCCACCUGCGCCGGCAGACCGCGCGCCGCCCGUGCGGCCAUGUGCCCCAGCCAACUGGUCACUGCCCUUCGUCACCAGGCGGCGGCGGCGCGCGGGUCCCCGCGGCCAUCUCGGCCGGCCAACUGGCGAGAGUCCAUGGAGGUGGAGAUCCCGAGGGGACCGGCCGUCACCGGUGCCCCCCCGCGUCUCCGGAGAAAGGUGUCUGGGCCCCCCUCCAAGCGCCCGGCGCUGCCGGGCCCGUUGAUGGGAGGUGUUUGCCAACAAAUCUAG
Aspergillus pseudoviridinutans is the source of this 849-nucleotide messenger RNA. RefSeq lists its product as uncharacterized. The record is from RefSeq and is a predicted model, not a curated record. The coding region runs from base 1 to 849 and encodes 282 amino acids. NCBI's taxonomy places the organism in Eukaryota, Fungi, Ascomycota, Eurotiomycetes, Eurotiales, Aspergillaceae. The transcript has 2 exons.